Mytilus californianus (California mussel) is the source of this 2026-nucleotide messenger RNA. Its product is annotated as peroxisomal sarcosine oxidase-like. The transcript is spliced from 6 exons. Gene Ontology annotation, molecular function: flavin adenine dinucleotide binding; sarcosine oxidase activity; L-pipecolate oxidase activity. Gene Ontology annotation, cellular component: peroxisome. Bases 613 to 1473 code for a protein of 286 amino acids. NCBI's taxonomy places the organism in Eukaryota, Metazoa, Mollusca, Bivalvia, Mytilida, Mytilidae. The record is from RefSeq and is a predicted model, not a curated record.
UGUGUUUGUAUGGGCACCAAUAGUAAUCAUAUAUACGUUAUUAUGUUAUUAGCAACAUAUAUUUCAAAACGUAUAAGACUCAAAGACAAUAACAAGUAUCAUUAUAAUAAUUGUUUGCAGUAUUAGUAUUUUUGUAUGUGAUAUGUAGAAGAAAUGAACAAUCACACACACACUCACAUUCUAUAUUACUAAAAUAUCUAUAACUGAAUUGAAAGAACUGCUUGAUUGAAGUUUAAUGCUGAUCUUAAUAUUCAUAUUCAGAAGGUAAUGCCGAUAUAUGUGUGUCUGGAAAGUUUUAUGUGCAAGACGAAAAUUUAUCGUUUAAACCUAGUCAUUUUUCCUUUAUCGGGAUAUCAAAUUUGUUUUCCCAGUGUAUAUAUCCACUUUUACAAGACUUAGUAUCUAUGAAAUCCAAAUCUGAAUAGAUAGCGCGCAAACAAAUAGAAAGAAUGGCACGUUUUUAAUUGAACGAAAGGAAAAUGUAUUAUGGCGAAAAUCAUAUAAAAUGACACUUUUUCUAAACGAUAUUCAAGUUUUGUUUAUUCAUUUAACAUUGGAAAUCAAUAAAGACCACACAAAGGACUUCACAUUGGUUCACCUAUUGAGAAUUACAUGACAAAUGUAUUGAAAUCUGCAAAGAAAUAUCCAGAUUAUUAUGAGAGGAUGUUUAAGAGCAACUCAGAACUGAGACAACAAUUUCCACAGAUAAAUCUUCCCGAUUAUUAUGUUGGUUUGCUUGAUGACACUGCUUUAAGACUGCUAGCUGAUGAAAUUCUCAAAUAUCUCUUGGAGAUGUUCGUUGAUUCUGGAGGAAUAGUAUAUACCGGAACAGUUAGUCAUAUUACAACGGGGGAUAUUACUACAAUUUCCACACAGAAUAACCAAUUCACAUCCAAGAAAAUUGUGAUAGCCACUGGUCCCUGGUCAAACUGUAUACUGAAAGAUCUAGGUCUUGAAGUUUAUCUCGAAACCCGGCAUGUCAUGUUAGGAUACUGGAAAAUAAAACAGUCUGAAGUUACUUUAGGGAAAGAUUUCCCAAGUGUAAUGGAAUGGAGCGACAGAGAUGACACUGUUUUGUGGUCUAACUUCACAACAGAACAUGGCCCAUGCAUGAAGAUCGUUCAUGUUGGUGAAAAAAACGUGGAUCCAAAUAAAUUCAGUUCUUUAGAAGAUAAAGACCUGAAGUUCAAAAUUGAAGCACAUGCAAAGGCAAAGUUCAACCAUUUGGAAGAGCUUCCAUUGUUCAUGGAAAACUGUAUAUACUCGCAUUCACAAGACAGCAAAUUCAUCAUUGGGCACCAUCCGAAGUGUAGUAACAUAAUUUUAGGUGUCGGGAUGUCAGGGAAAGGUUUUGGUUUAUCCCCUGCAAUAAGUGAUGUAAUCUGUGAUCUGAUUUGUGAUAGAUCUCCAAAGUAUGACAUAUCGGAGUUCAGAGUCAAUCGUUUCAGUAAAGGAAACCUUUGUAAAAUGUAAAACGUGUAUAAAUCAAACUAAUGAAAAUAAUGAAUAACAUUUAAUCUAUUGGCAAUAAUCUACUGUUUCCUUUUUAUGGAAGGUGUAUUUCUCAGUUGUUAAGGGUCAAAUCUCAAUGAACGUAAUAUUUUUGUUACAUAAUAGUUUUUAGAACAGGUAUGCAGAUAACAUAUAUUCGUAAAACUCUAACUGAUAUAUAUAUCUCAUGCAUAUUUUGGACGAAAUUAAUUAUGAAUACGUUGUGAAAGGUUGGAUGAUCGAGAUGAAGGGUGGGAAAAAUUGACUGCCACUCUGUGGAACAUGAUUUGAGCAUACAAUUGUUUCCAGUUUCUACGUCUAAGGGGUACGACUCUCCUGCAAGUGUAGUUGUUUGGCAGAGUGAAGUGUAUACAUAUAGUUAAAGUUCCACGAUCUAAGCGCACAGAACGCUUGCAGCAACACACGCAAGAAGCCUGUUGCAAGGUUAAAUGUACUGACCACAUAUACAAAUUAUAAUACUGUAGACUCUGCAUAACAUUGCUUAGUAGACUUAUUAAUAAAGAUUCUUAUUUUA